AUGAGGGUCGGCAUUCUGCUGCUCGUGGCCACAGUGGCACAGGCAGCGUCCACAUCCGGCUUGAACUCGUCUUCUCUGACAGCCCUCAUGGCGAGAGUCCCACAUUGCGCAAUAGGAUGCUUACUCGAUGGAUACCACUCCGCCCACUGCCCCAUUGACAAGAUUACAGACUGCGUCUGCACCGACAUCCCGUUGCAGGCCCGCAGUUCUCAGUGUGUACAGCAGUCAUGCGACUUCAACGACCAAAUUGCCACCGUCAACGUCUCUCAAGAGUUGUGCAAGGACUACCCCAUUGAAGAGCAAUCACGACCUGCCAAGUUCUUCUCCGUUGCCCUUCCUACCAUGACUCUCGUGGUUGUGCUACUUCGAUGUGUUGCCCGCAUACAGGUCGCCAGUCGGUUAUGGUGGGACGACGGUGCGGCUUUGAUGGCCAUGGCAAUUUUGAUAGUAAUAUCCGGUCUCGGCUACGCAAAUGGAGACUUGGGGUUCGGACACCACUAUUGGAAUAUCGACCCUGCAAAUAGCAAGACGAUCCUGCAGAUCAUUUACGUCUUGCAGAUGCUCUACAUCUUCGUGCAAGGAUUUGCCAAAAUUUCCAUUGCCUGCUUCUAUUAUCGUGUCUUCACCGGGAAGACCUUCCGCCUCAAGAUCAACAUCUUCUUGAUUUUCCUCACCACGCGCAGUCUCAUGUUUCUACUUCUCGUCAUUUUCCAGUGUACUCCGAUCCAGUCCAUCUGGAACCGGGCUAUUCCGAGUCAAUGUCUCAACCUCUCCGCUAUCAGCUCAGGCGGCGCGGCCUGCAGCAUUCUUGAAGAUAUUGUCCUUAUCAUUCUCCCCGUUCCGGAGCUUAUGAGACUCCAGCUAGAUAAGAAAAAGAAGGUCGCUUUGUUCGGCAUGUUCGCCCUGGGAUCCUUUGCAUGUGUUGCCAGCAUGAUCCGACUCAAACAACUGGUCUAUUUUGCUCAUACGUUCGAUCCUACGUGGGACUACGUCGGCGUCAUAGACUGGUCCUGCGCCGAGCUCAACGCCGCCGUGAUGUGCAGUAGCCUCCCAGCCCUACGGCCGCUCUUCGUCAAAGCCCUGGUCCUCGUUUCUUCACGGACAUGGAGCGGCCGGGCCACAUCCGCCGGUGACAAGUCUCACCAGCACCAACAACGGCAUGGUUUCGCAAUGGCCAACAUCGGCUCGCACCCUUCGAGGUCCCACCAAGCAAGCGCCCAAUCGUGGCCCAAGGAUGUGGCACAGAAGCCUAUCAGGCUGGAUUCGCUUGAAAUAGAGUCCGCGGCGCCGAGUGAGGGGAAGUCAUCCCCCUAUUGUUUGGAGGCGGCGAUCGAGCGAAAUGGUAGCGACUUGGACAGCGGGCCUUGGUCCGCGAGUGCAGCCUCGACGACGUUUAUUGAGGAGCAGAUGGAAGAUUCGAGCAUUAAGAAAUAG
Molecule: messenger RNA, 1434 nt
Organism: Colletotrichum abscissum
Lineage: Eukaryota; Fungi; Ascomycota; Sordariomycetes; Glomerellales; Glomerellaceae
Exons: 9
Coding region: 1-1434 (477 amino acids)
Source: RefSeq, a predicted model, not a curated record